Molecule: messenger RNA, 1181 nt
Organism: Eutrema salsugineum
Lineage: Eukaryota; Viridiplantae; Streptophyta; Magnoliopsida; Brassicales; Brassicaceae
Product: transcription factor TCP19
Exons: 2
Coding region: 82-1032 (316 amino acids)
Cellular component (GO): nucleus
Molecular function (GO): DNA-binding transcription factor activity; sequence-specific DNA binding
Source: RefSeq, a predicted model, not a curated record
CCUCCUUCCUUCUUUGUAGGGUUCGUGAAGAGGAUAAGGUGCGGUGGGGACGCUUCUACCUUUCUAGGAAGUUUUGGGAAAAUGGAAUCGAAUAAAGAAGGCAAAGCGAUUCGAGAGAUUGACGAAAACAGUAGCUCGCAAUUAACCAUGGCUAAUUUAUCCGACCCGGAUCCAGAAGCCCACCCCGAUAUGCUCAUGAAAGAAGAAGACGACGACCCGUUAAGGAAGCAAGAAGUCGGAUUUUUGCAGCCGAUGACGAAUUCGCUUAUCUUACAGACCAAACCGGCUCAGAAACGGCCGUCUAAAGACCGUCACACGAAAGUAGAAGGUCGUGGUCGGAGGAUCCGAAUACCCGUAAGUUGCGCCGCCCGGAUCUUUCAAUUGACCCGUGAACUCGGCCAUAAAUCCGACGGAGAAACCAUACGCUGGCUUCUUGAACGGUCCGAACCGGCGAUAAUCGAAGCAACCGGAACCGGUACAAUCCCGGCUAUCGCUGUUUCUGUCAACGGAACACUGAAGGUUCCGACGGAUUCUCCGCCGCGUCAUGAGAGCGACGACGGCUCCGGUGACCUAGUGAGGAAACGGAGGAAGAGAAACUGCACGAGUGAGUUUGUCAACGUUAACGAGCAAGACAGCUCCGUUACUUCUGGUCUAGCUCCGAUAACGGCGUCAAAUUUCGGCGUCAACUUCAUGAACGUUAACACGCAGAAUUUUCUGCCGUUUUGGCCCAUGGGUGCUACUACUCCUGCGUUCGUUACCGGUGGGCCGCAUCAAAUGGGCCAUAUGUGGGCCAUACCUACCUUUUCUGCUGCUCCGUCGAUUCUGAACGUUGGUACUACUAGACCGGUGCCUAGUUACGUCUCAAACGCUUCGACCGCUGCUGAACCGCAGAUGGAAACAAGCGGUGGAGGCGGUGCGACGCAAACGCUGAGGGAUUUUUCGUUGGAGAUUUAUGAUAAUAAAAAAGAGCUCCAGUUUUUGGGUGGCUCAGGGGACAACAACUCAUCGCCUUCUUCAUGUCCCGAGAGUUAGGAAAAUUUAAUUGUUGUUUAAGUCUUGUUGUUUAGGUCAGGUCAUGAUUUGAGCAGAAGAUUUGUAAAAGAGUUGGUAGAAGAAUUAAGACAGAAGUAUUUUGAUUAGGGGUUUAAUUAAUGAGAAAUAGCAAAUUCUAGUUAUUAAUU